Messenger RNA from Oncorhynchus keta (chum salmon), 1123 nucleotides. RefSeq lists its product as uncharacterized. The coding region runs from base 29 to 1123 and encodes 364 amino acids. The record is from RefSeq and is a predicted model, not a curated record. The transcript has 3 exons. NCBI's taxonomy places the organism in Eukaryota, Metazoa, Chordata, Actinopteri, Salmoniformes, Salmonidae.
AUCCGUCACCCUCCCUCUGGCUAUAGAGAUGGGUAGAUUUAACAGAGUGCCUGAACCUGACAAAAAUCCUAAGGUCAGUUUGUGCCGAUCCGUCACCCUCCCUCUGGCUAUAGAGAUGGGUAGAUUUAACAGAGUGCCUGAACCUGACAAACAUCCUAAGGUCAGUUUGUGCCGAUCCGUCACCCUCCCUCUGGCUAUAGAGAUGGGUAGAUUUAACAGAGUGCCUGAACCUGACAAACAUCCUAAGGUCAGUUUGUGCCGAUCCGUCACCCUCCCUCUGGCUAUAGAGAUGGGUAGAUUUAACAGAGUGCCUGAACCUGACAAACAUCCUAAGGUCAGUUUGUGCCGAUCCGUCACCCUCCCUCUGGCUAUAGAGAUGGGUAGAUUUAACAGAGUGCCUGAACCUGACAAACAUCCUAAGGUCAGUUUGUGCCGAUCCGUCACCCUCCCUCUGGCUAUAGAGAUGGGUAGAUUUAACAGAGAGCCUGAACCUGACAAACAUCCUAAGGUCAGUUUGUGCCGAUCCGUUACCCUCCCUCUGGCUAUAGAGAUGGGUAGAUUUAACAGAGUGCCUGAACCUGACAAACAUCCUAAGGUCAGUUUGUGCCGAUCCGUCACCCUCCCUCUGGCUAUAGAGAUGGGUAGAUUUAACAGAGUGCCUGAACCUGACAAACAUCCUAAGGUCAGUUUGUGCCGAUCCGUCACCCUCCCUCUGGCUAUAGAGAUGGGUAGAUUUAACAGAGUGCCUGAACCUGACAAACAUCCUAAGGUCAGUUUGUGCCGAUCCGUCACCCUCCCUCUGGCUAUAGAGAUGGGUAGAUUUAACAGAGUGCCUGAACCUGACAAACAUCCUAAGGUCAGUUUGUGCCGAUCCGUCACCCUCCCUCUGGCUAUAGAGAUGGGUAGAUUUAACAGAGAGCCUGAACCUGACAAACAUCCUAAGGUCAGUUUGUGCCGAUCCGUCACCCUCCCUCUGGCUAUAGAGAUGGGUAGAUUUAACAGAGUGCCUGAACCUGACAAACAUCCUAAGGUCAGUUUGUGCCGAUCCGUCACCCUCCCUCUGGCUAUAGAGAUGGGUAGAUUUAACAAAGUGCCUGAAGAGGAAAAACUUUGCCUGCUGUGA